Molecule: messenger RNA, 1479 nt
Organism: Kwoniella botswanensis
Lineage: Eukaryota; Fungi; Basidiomycota; Tremellomycetes; Tremellales; Cryptococcaceae
Exons: 8
Coding region: 1-1479 (492 amino acids)
Source: RefSeq, a predicted model, not a curated record
AUGUCAUUCUUACCAUAUUCGUACAACCCCUCACUCUCACCUUACCCUUCGUAUUCAUACCCCUUCUCACAAUCGCUCACAACGCCCUCACCGAUAUACACCUUACUGAUAGUAGGAAUGGUACUUUUCAUGGCUGCUAAUAUUAUGCCCAAUCUGAUUCCUGCAGCUGACAGAGUAUGGCACGUCGCUCCUAUGGUCUUGCAAUGGGGAUUCAUAAUCAUCAUCUUUGCACUGAUGGUACAAAUGCUGAGUAUUGUCCCGGGUGUACCUCAAUUACAUAUCACCUACGUCCAUAUGGCCAUAGCGAGUUUAUUGUUCAUCCUUAUGUGGAACCAUAUCAUAUCUGAAAUCCCACCUUCUGCAGAAGAGAAGAAAUCUUCUGCUUCUUCCUCUCGAGAAAAACCAUCAGAAAAGAAAGAAGAAACGAAGAAAAAUGAUGAAGGACCAUCAGAACCUUCACCGUGGGAUGAUCUACGAUCGCACCCUUCUGCGUUCCUUACUACCAGACUGAACAAGUUGAUGCCUUGGCCAUUCCCUUUGGGGAGAGCGAAGAGGGAAGGUAAUGAACUGUGGUGGGAGAAGGGAAUGCCAAGUCAUGUAGGACACUUUAACAAGCCGGAUCCGGAUAUUGAGAGAAAGGCCAAAGAGGAAGAAGCUCGCAAGAAGAAAGACACCGAAAGAGCUAAAUUGAAAGAAGAGGAAAAAGCUAAAGAAGCUGAAAGGCAAAAAGAGAAAGAAAGAGCUAAGAAGGAAGCUGAGGUAAAAGCGAAAAUGAAAGAGGAGGAAAUGGAGAAAGCUAAAGAGGAUGCGAAGAAGAGGAAAGAGGAGUCGGAAAGGAAGAAAGUGGAAGACAGGCAUAAGCAGAAGCUCUGGAGAACGAAAUACCUAGCAAUGAUCAUCGGAGUCAGUAUGCUGAAUAAGACUUUGGGUUUCUUGCUGCUGCUGCUAUUUUCCCUUCAGAUGGUAUCUCAAGAGCUCAACGAUACACCACAGGCCUCUUCCACUGAUAGUAGUAGUAGCGGUAGUUCGUCGAGUUCUGGUUCCUCGACAAAUCAAGAAGAGAAAGAGAAUAUCGCGCGACUCCAGCCGCAGAGAGAGAAGGAGAAAGCAGCGGCAGCGGCAGCAGCCAAGUCAUCAUCAUCAUCAUCAUCAUCUUCUAAGACUUCCCCUUCGAGCUCUUCAUCAAGAGAUCCUUCCAAAUCAAGCUCUAUCUCGGGCUCAAGCUCGUCAAAGUCUAGCUCGAAAGAUCAUGUCUCCUCUGAUGCGAUCAGAAAGGCAUCGGGAAGUACGACAGUCACAAAUGUCGAUCCUGAUGGAGGUGGUAUCGGUGUACCUUACCAGGUUGGAUUCGGGAUGAACUACAUCCAUACGCCUAAUUCGGAUAAGAAGGAUCAUUUGACUUUACCAAGUAUAACUAUACCUAGUACUGGGAUGUCACAUCCUCUUAUGACCACUACGUAUCGACAGUAUGCUAAUUAG